Molecule: messenger RNA, 1290 nt
Organism: Folsomia candida
Lineage: Eukaryota; Metazoa; Arthropoda; Collembola; Entomobryomorpha; Isotomidae
Product: thioredoxin-related transmembrane protein 1
Exons: 9
Coding region: 294-1169 (291 amino acids)
Source: RefSeq, a predicted model, not a curated record
UGGGUUUGAUGAAGUCCAGCUUUGUUGUUCAUCUGCUGCUGUGUCGUCGUGGAAGUUUUUCUCGACAAAGUUGUCUUGUCGCCCAAUUUCUUGUCGUCGUCGUACUUCGGUCGGGUUGUUCGUAAUUUGUUGAAUUUUCUGAUAGGAUAGAGGAACGCAACGAGUAAAUUUUUAACGAGCAUUCAGGCGAGCGAGUCAGAAUUGGUCACUUGCUAGAGAAUUUGGAAGUAGAUUACUACUGACGCAUAACUAAACCAUCAAAAAGACGAGGCAGGCAGAUAAUAUUAAAUUGUAUGAUGGAGCUGUUGAAGGGGAGAAAGGUUGCUUCUUCACAUCAAAUUGUGGUAGCACUUUUCCUUGUGAUAUCUUCUCAGUGCUCAUGGACCUCGGCGCACACGUCCUCCUCAGCUCUUGUUCAUGUCAACGAUGACAACUGGAAUUCUAUUUUGGAGGGGGAGUGGAUGGUUGAGUUUUUUGCUCCUUGGUGCCCGGCUUGUCGAAGUUUACAACCUAUUUGGGAAGAUUUCGCAUCUUGGAGUAAUGAUUUAGGAAUUAAGGUUGGUCAGGUUGAUAUUACCAGCAGCCCUGGGUUGAGCGGAAGGUUUAUGAUAACAGCCCUCCCAACAAUUUUUCAUGUGAAAGAUGGUCAGUUUCGUCAGUACAAGGGACCACGAUCAAAGGAAGAAUUUUUGGGCUUUGUCGAAGAGAAACGAUGGGAAACGCUAGAGCCAAUUUCUUCAUGGCAAUCCCCUUCAUCUGUUCAAAUGACUAUGGUUUCUCAAUUCUACAAAAUUUCAAUGAAUCUUAGGAACAUAAUGACAGUAAUGUUGGAAGAGUAUGGGAUCCCGACUUGGGCUGCCUACCUAAUGUUUGGCGUUGCAACGAUUGUCAUUGGAUUAAUUUUGGGCUUGAUUUUGGUUUGCGUAAUUGAUUUUAUCUAUCCUCCUGGUGCUCCAAUGCCCCCAUCUCCUCAACAAAGUUCUUCUCAGGGAAAGAAAAAAGAUAAAGAUUCUGACGACGACGAUUUUACGGAGGAAAUCCAAGAUGAAGAGUCACAAGACGAAGACACCAAUAAUGAACAAGGAGAAGAGAAAGAAGAAAAAGAAGAUGUCAGUGAAAACAAGUCGUCACCUCCUAGUACUUCAACUCGUCGAAGACGCAAGGACUAAUACGUGCUAUGUUGGUUUAUUUUGUCAUAAAACUACUCAUCCAAUAACAAAAAUAUCGUGGUUAAAAACCGAUUUAAUAAUGGUGAAUAAUACACGUUAAAUUCGGAUAUGGGUAUUCUCA